Suncus etruscus (white-toothed pygmy shrew) is the source of this 750-nucleotide messenger RNA. RefSeq names its product troponin T1, slow skeletal type (gene TNNT1). The record is from RefSeq and is a predicted model, not a curated record. Gene Ontology annotation, biological process: sarcomere organization; slow-twitch skeletal muscle fiber contraction; regulation of muscle contraction. The transcript is spliced from 11 exons. Gene Ontology annotation, cellular component: troponin complex. NCBI's taxonomy places the organism in Eukaryota, Metazoa, Chordata, Mammalia, Eulipotyphla, Soricidae. Gene Ontology annotation, molecular function: tropomyosin binding; troponin T binding.
AUGUCAGACUCAGAGGCUCCAGAAUUUGAGUGAGAGGAGGAGGAGGAAGAAGAAGAAGAGGAAGAGGAAACUCGGCGCCCCAAGCCAAGCCGCUCCCUGGUGGCCCCGCUGCUGCCCCCCAAGAUCCCUGAAGGGGAGCGCGUGGACUUCGACGACAUCCAUCGGAAGCGCGUGGAGAAGGACCUGCUGGAGCUGCAGACGCUCAUCGAGGUGCACUUUGAGCAGCGGAAGAGAGAGGAGGAGGAGCUCAUCGCGCUGAAAGAUCGCAUCGAGCGGCGCAGGGCGGAGAGGGCAGAGCAGCAGCGCGUCCGGACCGAGAAGGAGCGGGAGAGGCAGGCGAAGCUGGCGGAGGAGAAGAUGCGGAAGGAGGAGGAAGAGGCCAAGAGGCGGGCGGAGGACGAAGCCAAAAAGAAAAAGGUCCUGUCGAGCAUGGGCGCCCACUGCGGGGGCUACCUGAGCAGGGCGGAGCAGAAGCGGGGCAAGCGCCAGACGGGGCGGGAGAUGAAAGUUCGGAUCCUGUCCGACCGAAAGAAGCCUCUGGACAUCGAGCACCUGGGGGAAGAGCAGCUCAGGGAGAAGGCGCAGGAGCUGCUGGGCUGGAUCCACCAGCUGGAGUCCGAGAAGUUUGAUCUGAUGGAGAAGAUGAAGCAGCAGAAGUACGAGAUCAACGUGCUGUACAACCGCAUCAGCCAUGCCCAGAAGUUCCGGAAGGGAGCAGGAAAGGGCCGCGUUGGAGGCCGCUGGAAGUGA